This is a messenger RNA of Choloepus didactylus (southern two-toed sloth), 2081 nucleotides long. RefSeq names its product protein IMPACT. Gene Ontology annotation, molecular function: protein binding. The coding region runs from base 57 to 1013 and encodes 318 amino acids. The record is from RefSeq and is a predicted model, not a curated record. The transcript is spliced from 2 exons. Lineage: Eukaryota; Metazoa; Chordata; Mammalia; Pilosa; Megalonychidae. Gene Ontology annotation, biological process: regulation of translational initiation. Gene Ontology annotation, cellular component: cytoplasm.
GCUCUUCCGCUCUGGACUUGGGCCGGCGGCUGUUGGUCUGCCGCUUUCCGGGCCGCAUGGCUGGGAGAGACCCAGGCAGCAACCAGAGGCAGAAUGAGGAAAUUGAAGCAAUGGCAGCUAUAUAUGGCGAGGAAUGGUGUGUCAUGGAUAACUGUGCCAAAAUAUUCUAUAUUAAAAUUAAUGACAAUAAAGAUGACCCCAAAUGGACACUUGGCUUGCAGGUGAUGCUACCUAAUGAAUAUCCAGAGACAGCCCCACCUAUUUAUGAACUGAAAGCUCCUUGGCUUAAUGGGCAAGAACGUGUGGAUUUAUCGAAUAGCCUUGAGGAAAUAUAUAUACAGAAUAUUGGUGAAAGUAUUCUCUACCUAUGGGUGGAGAAAAUAAGAGAUGUUUUAAUACAAAAAUCUCAUAAGGCAGAAACAGGCCCUGAGGUAAAGAAGAAAACUGAAGAGGAAGAUGUUGAGUGUGAAGAUGAUUUCAUUUUAGCUUGCCAGCCAGAAUAUUCAGUUAAAGCACUGGAUUUUGAGAUCAGUGAAAAUGAAACAGAAAUAGAAGAAUUACCUCCAAUUGAUCAUGGCAUUCCUAUUACAGACCGAAGAAGUACUUUUCAGGCACACUUAGCUCCUGUAGUUUGUCCUAAACAGGUGAAAAUGGUUCUUGCCAAAUUGUAUGAGAAUAAGAAAAUAGCUAGUGCUACCCACAACAUCUACGCCUACAGAAUAUAUUGUGAGGAUAAACAGACCUUCUUACAGGACUGUGAAGAUGAUGGGGAAACAGCAGCUGGUGGGCGUCUUCUCCAUCUCAUGGAGAUUUUGAAUGUGAGGAAUGUCAUGGUGGUAGUAUCACGCUGGUAUGGAGGUAUUCUGCUAGGACCAGAUCGCUUUAAACAUAUCAACAACUGUGCCAGAAACAUACUAGUAGAGAAGAAUUAUACAAAUUCACCGGAGAAAUCAUCUAAGGCUUUGGGAAAGAACAAAAAAGUAAGAAAAGAGAAGAAGAGGAGUGAACCUUAGUGCCUGAAACUCUAUGAAAGGUUAAUUUGCCUAUAAUUAAAUACAAAUUACACAGUCAUCAAGGAAUAUAUUGUGCAGAGAGAAGAUGCUUGACUGCUCAAGUCUGCCAAUUCAUUGUGGACACCAACAUUAUCUUUUCUUCUUUGGUUAUAUCAUCUGCCAAAAGUAGAGAACUUAAUGAUAUAUUCAUUGUGUUUCAGGCUUAUUGAGAAGGAGUAAUUGGACUUAAUCACCUCUUCAUCUGAUUUUAGGAAGGUAACAGUUGCCCAGGGCAGUACCUGAGUUAACUGUCCAUUUCAGUUACAUGUCAAGUGCCUUUGUUAGGCGGGGAAGGAGCAUCUCUAGAGGAAUAUAAAUACCUGAUAUCUUGUCAUUUGGAUUCUUGGUGUGUUAAAUGAAUAUUGCCUUUUACUGCUCUUUAUAGCUUAUUGGAAUAGGAGCACAUUGAAGAUUGAUCUUGGAGAGCUGCUUCUUGUGAUUUUAGUUCAUACGUACGUAUGUUAUAAAUCUCUUCAUUGAGUGAAAAUCCAGGAAUAUCCAUCAGCAGAUAUGUGCUGAGGUGGUAAUUCACCUAAUGUAUUUGUUAGCAUAAAUGUUUUGCCUCAUUUUCUGUAGCAAAUUGGUGAUUGUGAAAUUUUAAAAAAGUGAUUUUCUUGUCUCUGCCUUUUUUUAUUUAAUUCUUGUAACAUAAAGCCAUAAAUAUGUGGUAUUGGUAGUCUCCUCCCACCCCUGAAAUAUAUUGGUUUAACAUUCUGGUUUCUUUCAACAACCAGGAGGUACUGUUUUUGUGAUCUUCAUUGUGGAAUUAAAACUCUGCUAGAAUCUCUGCUGGUUAAUAGAACAUUUAUAGCUUGAAUAGAGGAUGGCAGAAUGACACUGAUAUAGGGUAGGAGUAUGUUGCACAGUUAUAUGAAUUUGAUGCACGUUUCCCACUGCACUCCAGCCAUCUUUCUCAAUUCCUUGAUUUUGUGGAGGGUAAGAACAAACCAUUUGAUUGGAGAAACAAAAGAAAACCCCUCUUUUUCCUGAUCUUAUCAAUGUUUUCAUCAGUGUUUUAUGUUUGUUCUU